GUGUCUGUGGGAGAAGAAGGGGAGGGGGGGGUCUGCUGGCAAGAGAGAGAGAGAGAGCGAGGGAGCGAGAGAGAGAGAGAGAGAGAAGGGGGACUGGUCUGCCUGGAUAUCCUUUUUCCAUCUGGGACCCAUCUGUGUUUCCUUGGCUCUGGACAAGCCGGAGCUCACAUAUGUGGGAACGCAAACACAUGCCUGACAUAUGAAGGCGUGGAGAGAGGAGAAAGAAAGCAGGAAGGAAAAAAAAAAAAAACAAAAAAAACAAAAACGAAUGCGUUACAGUCAAAAAGAAAAGAGGCGAAAGACCCAGCCACAAGCAGUGAGGAGACAGUGGAGAGAAGACAGCCCCUGCCAUGCCCGGCUCUCCUGUGGAUGUUAAAUCUCACUCCAGACCCGGUACCUCCGCCAUGCCUCCCCUGCCCUCCGUCAACCCCAGCGGGCCCCGGCCAGCCUCCUUCUCAUCUGGCUCCCUGACCAAUGGGAUCAAUCACUCCCCGCCCACCCUGAACGCGGUGCCCUCGCCCCCCCAGCGCUACAGCAACGGGCCUUCGUCCUCCUCCUCCUCCUCGCUGGCCAACCAGCAGCUCCCGGCGACCUGCGGGGCCCGGCAGCUGAGCAAGCUGAAGCGCUUCCUGACCACGCUGCAGCAGUUCGGCAACGACAUCUCCCCCGAGAUCGGCGAGAGCGUGCGCAGCCUGGUGCUGGCGCUGGUGAACUCCACGGUCACCAUCGAGGAGUUCCACUCCAGGCUGCAGGAGGCCACCAACUUCCCCCUGAGACCCUUCGUCAUCCCCUUCCUAAAGGCUAACCUGCCCCUCCUGCAGAGGGAGCUGCUGCACUGCGCCCGGGCCGCCAAGCAGAGCCCCGCCCAGUACCUGUCCCAGCACGAGCACCUGCUGCUCAGCACCACGCUGGCCUCCCCGCCCGACUCCUCCGAGCUGCUGCUGGAUCCCGGUGACGCCUCCAAACGGCCCAGCCCCGCCAGGGUCAAAGAGAACGGCUUCCACGAGCGCCCGGCAGGACCCCUGGAGCCGCCCGCCAAACGCAUCUGCACCAUCAGCCCCGCCCCCCGGCACAGCCCCGCCCACCCGCUGCCCCUGAGCAGCCAGCUGCACCCCACGCCCCCACCCCUGCAGCACUACGCUCUCGAGGACAUCGCCGUGCCCCACCUGUACCGUGACCCGCAGCGGAUCCUGGAGCUCAGGGACCUCAAGGACAGGCCACGCCUCCCAGGCACUAACGGAGGCUACCGUGAGGAGCCAGUGGACCACCGGCUGACAGAAAGGGAGUGGGCGGAUGAGUGGCGGCACCUGGAUCAUGUGCUGAACUGCAUCGUGGACAUGGUGGAGAAGACCCGGCGCUCCAUCAGCGUGCUCCGUCGCUGCCAGGAGGCCGACCGCGAGGAGCUCAACUACUGGAGGAGGCGCUCUAGCGAGGAGGAGAGCAGGAAGAGCAGCCAGCCUUUCUCCAAGAGCCACAGUCCCCACGCCGGGGAGGGGGGAAACGAGACCCCAAGAGACUUCGCGUCACGGCCAGGGUCUGGUUACGUUCCGGACGAGAUCUGGAGGAAAGCUGAGGAGGCGGUGAACGAGGUGAAGCGGCAGGCCAUGGACGAGGUCCAGAAGGCAGUGGCAGAAGCCGAGCAGAAGGCCUUCGAGAUGAUUUCUGCCGAGAGGGCCAAGAUGGAGAAGACCCUCGCCGAGGCGAAGAGGAAGGCCACCGAGGACGCCAUCCAGGUCAUCAACGAGCAAGAAGACUCCAGCGAGUGCUGCUGGAACUGCGGGCGCAAGGCCAGCGAGACGUGCAGCGGCUGCAACGCCGCCCGCUACUGUGGCUCCUUCUGCCAGCACAAGGACUGGGAGAGGCACCACCUGAUCUGCAGCCCAGGCCUCCAGGCCCAGCCCAAACCGCUCUCCGCUGCCGUGGCCGCCAUCGCCGCCGCCAGGGGGAUGGGCAAGACCCCCGACGGAGGCCCCGCCCCCGGCCCCAACGCCGAGACGGUGUCCGUCGCCUCCAGGUCUCCCACGCCCACUCCCGUCCCUUCCACAGAGACCAACGGACACUAAGACCAUGAGGGAACGGAGGGCACCAGGCAGGAAGAGGAAAAAUGAGCACGUUUGACCCGGGGAGGGUCAGGA
Molecule: messenger RNA, 2135 nt
Organism: Megalops cyprinoides (Indo-Pacific tarpon)
Lineage: Eukaryota; Metazoa; Chordata; Actinopteri; Elopiformes; Megalopidae
Product: protein CBFA2T2-like
Exons: 11
Coding region: 351-2063 (570 amino acids)
Biological process (GO): DNA-templated transcription; negative regulation of DNA-templated transcription
Cellular component (GO): nucleus
Molecular function (GO): transcription corepressor activity
Source: RefSeq, a predicted model, not a curated record